CAACUUAAGUUCAAUAGCAACACUAACAACUCCCCAAUCCUUUACCUUCUACCUUUAGUUAUGGCUGCCAGUAUCGUGAGAGCAUCAUUGAACAAAUUCAGCUGGUUUGUCGUUUUGGCAAUGGCUCUCCACCAUCAUAUCUGUUCAGAAGCCAUUGCCCAGCAAGUUCCAUGCUUCUUCAUUUUUGGCGACUCUCUUAUGGACAACGGGAACAACCACCAACUCAAAACUGUGGCUAGAGCCGAUUACCCGCCUUACGGGAUAGACUUCCCCGGCGGCCCUUCUGGCCGGUUCUGCAACGGCAGAACCCCCGCUGAUGUUCUUGCUGAGCUACUGGGAUUCGACCAUUACAUGCCUCCCUUUACUGUUGCCAGCGGGUUGGAGGUACUGAAGGGAGUGAACUACGCAUCGGCGGCUGCCGGCAUACGGGAGGACUCCGGGGAGGAACUGGGAGGAAGGAUACCCUUCGGCGGCCAAGUGGAGAACUACAAGAAAACGGUGUCGCAGAUAGAGACGUUACUUGGAGAUGAAGUCACCGCGGCCAAGCACUUGAGCAAGUGCAUUCACUCGGUUCUGAUGGGUAACAACGACUACAUCAACAACUAUUUCCUGCCAGAGUUUUUCUCCACGGCGCAGCAGUUCACCCCGGUGCAGUAUGCCGACGACCUCAUCCGGAGAUACAACAAGCAACUCAAGGUUAUGUAUAGCUAUGGCGCUAGGAAGUUCGCGUUGCAAGGGUUGGGACAGAUUGGGUGUGCCCCUUUUAAACUGGAUGGUCCGAAUGGAACAGCCUGUGUGCAGAACAUCAACGAUGCGGUUCAGAUCUUCAACCGCAAGCUGAAAUUGCUGGUUGAUCAGUUGAACCAGGACACCCCGGAUGCUAAGUUUAUCUACCUUGACACCUAUGGGAUUUUCAAAGAACUGCUCGACAACCCAGUACCCAAGGGGUUCACGAUGACGAAUGAGGCGUGUUGCGGGGUGGGGAAGAACAAUGCUCUGCUUACAUGUCUACCGUUUCAAACUCCAUGCGAGAAUAGGAAUCAAUACUUGUUCUGGGAUUCGUUCCACACGACGGAUGCGGCCAACGAAUAUGUGUCGAGGAGGAGUUAUAGGGCCGAGUCGCCAAGUGAUGCUCAUCCCUACGACAUUAGCCGCCUCGCACAAGUCUGAUGGGAUUCUCUGGACAUGGAGAUCAGCUCUUCAUUUGUAACUGUAGUGCCCUCGUAUGGUUAGAAAUUUCACUUUGCUUAAGUUCAUCCGAACCGGUUUGUUGUUUGAAAUCUUGACAGUCGGUUGUUAUGGAAAUAAAUUUAGAUCUAAGGA
Linum trigynum is the source of this 1323-nucleotide messenger RNA. NCBI's taxonomy places the organism in Eukaryota, Viridiplantae, Streptophyta, Magnoliopsida, Malpighiales, Linaceae. The record is from the annotation of a GenBank genome assembly.